This is a messenger RNA of Arctia plantaginis, 1281 nucleotides long. NCBI's taxonomy places the organism in Eukaryota, Metazoa, Arthropoda, Insecta, Lepidoptera, Erebidae. The record is from the annotation of a GenBank genome assembly.
AUGAAGUUUCUGGUCGUAAUAGUUACGCUCUGCGUUGCACAUGGCAUCCACGGUCAAGGGUUAAUUGGAAGCUUAGUGGGUGGAGCCACAAACGUUAUCGGCAACAUUCUUGGAGGAGGGCGCAAUGAUCCUUGUUCACGUAAUGUGAUCGAAGACUACCGAGAAGCACAAAGCCACUUCUUCAAAACCUUAUAUGCAAAGGUAGCAGCUCGAAGUGAUAACCAUUUUGUAUUUUCGCCGAUCACUAUUUGGCUGUCUCUUUCUGCAUUAGCUGAAGGCGCGGAACCUAUAGUACAGAGUCAAGUUCUUACCUCAUUGUCUCUGCCGCAAGAAAAAUGCAUUCGGAAUAAAUUCUAUGAAAUUGCCUUGCGUGUUGAAGAAUCUGGACGAGAUGUCAGCUUCGAAAGGCGGCGAUGUCUUGUUAUCGACGAAUUUCUAGAAGUUAACCCAACCUGGUCAAAGUAUGUAACAAACUAUGGACUUCUUGCUGUGGUUGCAGCGCCUAUCAAAUCUAGCCCUGAAGCAACUUCUGAGCGUCUAAAGAAGUUCCUAGAGACGCGUUUUGAUAUCAAUUUUAAGGGAAACUCGAUCCUUAUUGAUAGAUUGGAUUAUGAGGGAUUAUGGUCAACUGCUUUUGAUGAUUCCAAUACGUAUAAGGCACCAUUUUACAACGAUUUGGGAGUACAAAUCGGUACAGUUGACAUGAUGAAAGCGAAAAAAUAUGUUCGCGUAGCCCACGUUCCUUUCAUGCAUACUAAGGUCCUGGAAUUGCCUGUUGGAUUCAAGGGUCGGUACACGAUGCUCAUUGUUGUCGGAACUGGAAACAAUAUUUUAAAGAACGCAUUUGAACUGUUCUUGGGAUCAAUAUUCAAGGUGCUUAGUCUAUUGCAAAUGAGUUUAGUUCCGGUGGAGAUCGAGGUACCGAAGUUUACGAUGAGCUCGGAAUUUGACGUUAGGAUUGCGCUUGAGGAGAUGGGAAUCGAUGGGUUCUGGAAUGACCCUGCAGCAACUGGCUACGUCUCUAAACCAGCAGCGUUACCCGGGAACUUCAUCCAACAUACCUCCGUAAAGAUCGACAGUGGUGGCGUGGAUCCGGUUUCUCCUUCCAAGGGUGGGCUUUUGCCAGGACUGGUGGAUCUGGCUGCGAAUACUGCUUCUGACGUCGCAUCUGCGGUUGGGCAUAAUUUCGUAGCAAAUAGACCAUUUAUGUACGCCUUGUUAGAGACAAAAACACAGACGUGCAUAUUUGCGGGUGCUUUUGCAAGGCCUACGGUACGGUAA